This is a messenger RNA of Nerophis lumbriciformis (worm pipefish), 1077 nucleotides long. The record is from RefSeq and is a predicted model, not a curated record. Lineage: Eukaryota; Metazoa; Chordata; Actinopteri; Syngnathiformes; Syngnathidae.
GAGAGUGAAGAAUGUAGAGAGGAUGAAAGGAGCAUUGAAGCUCAUAUCAAUGAAAUGUCUACAGAGAUGCUUAAGGUACACCCAGAUCUGAACUCUUUAAAGGAGAGAAUGAGACGAACCUAUGCAUACCGAAAGACCUUCAUGGCAACUGCCAAGGCAGAGGAAAUCAUCGAAAAGUUUCCCGCACUGAAGCUUCCUAAAAUACUUCUGUGGGAGAUGAAGGAGCAAUUCCUUGUAGAAGCUGAUUGCAGAAUGGUCACAGAGCUGGAUCGAAUGGCAACGAAGAUGGUUCAAAGAGCAUCUAUGUGUGACUUAAAGGACUGCUGCCAGAGGGCAAUCAAUGCCUGCCUGGAUGAUUCAGUAAGACGAGGACUCAUUAGGGAUGCAGCAAUUCUACUGCUGCCUUCCAUUUUCAGAGAGGACUCAUCCUUUCUAUACACUCUACUGGAGGAGCCAAGCGUGCCUACUCCAGCAAUCAUGCUCCAUAACACACACGAGGGGAACCCUUUGCAGGCACAAAGGAUAACCCUAUACCUGGAUGGUAUACAGGUUUUGACUGAGGACAGCAGAAUGGACAAAUCAUAUGCUAUGAGAAAGCCCGAGACUGGAAAGCAUGUAAUAAAAUGGACAGCAUAUGUCAACUUGCCCAUUUCACUUAAGCUAGACCUCUUUAAGUCUACCGUCGAACCCAUCCUCAUGUACGGCUCCGAGACCUGGACCUUCAAUGCGCGCCUUCACAAACGCAUUGAUGGUUGCUAUACUAACCUGCUUCGAAGAGUUCAAGGCUUGUCGUGGCAGUCCCAUUCCACCUUGGACAAAAUAUACGGCAACCUACCUCGAGCAAGCACCCGUCUGAGCCAAUGUCGUGCACAGUUUGCUGGUCACUGCUGCCGUGCCAAGACGGAGCUGAUAUCACAGCUUCUCCUUUGGAAACAAUCUACCAGGAAUCGCCUCACCUACCGCAAAGUAAUCGCACGGGACAAUGGGAAUCUUGUUUCAGAGCUGGGCUCUGCCAUGGGUGACCCCGACUGCUGGCGGAGGGUUGUGCAAGGUCUCUCGGCUACAGUCGCACAUUGA